Molecule: messenger RNA, 3900 nt
Organism: Symbiodinium necroappetens
Lineage: Eukaryota; Dinophyceae; Suessiales; Symbiodiniaceae
Source: the annotation of a GenBank genome assembly
AUGCCGCCGGGCCUUGGUGCUCCAGUGGUGCCAGGUGUGGUCGACUCGUCGGACCCAGACCUGGAUGAGGACAGACCCAGCAAAUCCGGCAAGCGUCGCGGCCAGACUUCCCCCACAGCCCGCAGAGCAGAGAAACCCAUCACUCUGGCAGACCUGCAGCGACUACUUCAGGAGCAGAGUGCGCAGAUUCAAACCCAUCAAGAACAACAAAUCAAGGCGGCGAUCAGUGACAUUCAGCGCACCACGGGGGCUCAGAUCCAGGCCGUGCAGUCGGAGGUGCAGAGACAUGGCGACUACAUUGACCAACUCCGCGACCAGGGGGAGAAGAUCGAGGCACGUCUCCUGGCCCUUGAGGCCGGAGGGGCCGGGUCUCUCCCGGAGCGAGGGCGAGAGGGCGACUCCAGGAAGAACCUCAUGAUUUUCGGAGGGUGGGGACCCGAUACCCACCGUGAUGUCCUGCUCGCCGAGCUGAAGGAGAUGCUGCAAAAGGUGGACUGCCUCAAGCAUUUCGAUGACCUGUUUACCACAGGGCCCCGCAGGGGGAACGCUCUCGGAUUGGUGACCCAGUACCCAGGGGAAGCGGAAGGAGAGCUUAAGCGGAAGAUGAUCGGCAUAGCGCAGACCAUCCGAGCAGCGAACCUCAGAGCGGACAACAUGCAGCUCGAUAAGAACUUGUGGGCCUCCCUCUCGAAAACCAAACUCGAAAGAUUGAGGUCCAGCCACGCGGGCAAGCUCAAGCGGCUCACCCUGGAAGUCAACUCCCAAGAAAAACAGCACAUUGAUGUCGAGUGGAACGCGGGCUCGGUGUGGCUCCGAGGGACCUUGAUCGGGAGCUCAACCAGGACCAAGCCGGCCGGGGUGGUGGUCUGUGAAGGGAAAACGCCCCAAUCGUGGCUCGACGUCACCACGACUUCCCGGUUGCUAGGCUGCUCAGAGGCUGACCUGCAGGCAGAGUGUGCAAAUUUUGAAAUUAGUGACAGGCCCGAGCCCUGUGAGCAUACCCGCACGCAGGUGCAAACCACACCGGGAAGUAGCCUGCCCGAAGGGCACAACUCCCCAGAACAUCAGAUGAUUCGGAUCCUUUCCUGGAACAUCGGUGGCAAGCCGGUGCAAGAUGCGCUGAAAGCUAUCGAGGUUACUUCAUCCCUUGCAGACUCGAUUGCAUGUUUCCAAGAGCUGCCCCGCACCCAGGCGGGAUGGCAAACAACGAUAAUUCAGGAUCACUUCACAUUGGUCCAAUUCAGAGAUGACCUCCGACAAUGGAGAGGCAAUGGCGUCAUGUACCGCACUGGCGAAUUCACCUGCCUGAGGCGGAAAGCCAACCACGUUGGCACCUGGGUCAAACUCAGACACACGAAAACUCAGGCGGAGCUUUGGGUGGGCUCGGCCCGUCUCAGCACCGGGGUUACGGACGAUGUCGUCGCGGAGGAGACGCAGGAGCUACUCCAACUUCGGCCUCCUCGUCCUAACGCAGCAGUCCUAAUGGCAGACUUCAACACCAAACUCUGCUGGAGUGCAGGAGCAGGCUCACGAGGGCAUGUGCGACCCACCACGGGCAGAGCAGACCACCUGGUUACAGAGCUGGAAGGGCGAGGGGACAAUGGCACCUUCCCACGAGCCGACCGAGGCGAUCCGGAGCGAGAGGCCGACAGAUUGAUGGUGCUGCGGUCGCGGGGUUUCCCCUUGCCAACAUCAACAUCGAGGAGAAAACCUUCAGAGAAAUCGGAGGAGACCACGAUCGCAUCAACCUCAGCAUCCGUCUUGCGGCUAAGGGACGGGGGGAUAGUGUCUGGACAGAUCCCGAGUACCCCCAGCCUUGACCAGGAAACCCUAAUGAGGCUCGCGAGGGACUACACCAUCCCGAAGCCUGGCACCAGAUACCACGACCCACCGGAAGUGAAGACCCUAUACCGCCAGGCCAAGAAGAGUGGCACGGAAAGAGCAUGGAAACUAGCCCACAAAGCUAGACGGACCGCGCAUGACCUGUGGCACCGACAAAAGUUGGAACGAGCUUCACAGAGAAACUGGAAGGACUACCGAGAGCUCAAACAAGACCGCCUUGGGUCCACUUGGGCGGUGCACAUGUCUGAAGAAGCCUUCAACAAAGGCAAAGAACCGCUACAAUGGACAGUGGAUCACUUCAGAUCCCUGUUCACAGAGCCCGGUGCUCAGGGACUCCCGGAAUGGCAGAGGGACACAAAAGCAUCGGAACCAUUUAGCAUGUCUGAGCUUGUCGAGGCGGUCAAGAAGGGCAAGAAUGGCAAAGCAGUCGGGGCCGAUCUUACCUCCUUUGAGCUGCUCAAAGGCCUCAUGCAGGAUGGACCCACAGCGGAAGCCCUGCUCGAGUGGAUGGAAGACAUAAGACAGGGCCGACUCAUACCUCGAGAGUGGCUACAUACCAUAGUGACCCUGCUUCCGAAGGUUGCCAACCCGGCUGGAUCGGAGGACCUCCGCCCGAUCAGCUUGGGCAGCGCGAUCGGAAAGGUCUACGGUACCAUGCUACUACGCCGCACUAGGGCGGCCCUCCAGCCCGCAGGCCCUGAGCAAUGCUCGCACUCAGGAAGACAGACGGCCGAUUACGUGUUCGCAGCUAUCCGCUCAUUUCAGCUUGAAACCGAGUGGCGCUGGGGACUGCACUGGGUCAAGCUUGACAUACGAAAAGCGUUCGACAGCUUGAACAGAGCAAAGGCCCUGGAUUACCUUAGAAAGGCGCUCCCUGAGAGCAUGCACCUAGAGUACAAAAGUUGGCGACAGCUCCUUACACCAGGGCAUGCCACAGUUAGAACGCCGUGGGGCGAAGGGCACAUCAACCAGACCAGAGGCAUUAGGCAAGGGGCGGUUGAGAGCCCAUGGCUCUUUUCAGUUGCCAUGGAGCUGUCCCUCCACGAAGCUCAGGCAGAGGAAGGGUGGCCUCGCAGAAUUGGUGCGGCGCCUGAUCUCCAGCUUGGAGAGCUGCUAUUCAUGGAUGACAGCAUCAUAUGGGCCGGGGACCAGAAAGAGCUGCUUGCCAAGUACCACAUCCUCAAAGGUUGUCUGGAGAAGUGGGGGCUCACAGUCAACCCAAAGAAGACGGCAUACUACGCCAGCCCGCAUGCUACUGAAAGGCAGCCACUCUUGCUUGAAGGGGCCCAAGUUGUGCCAAAGGAAAGCCUGGAAGUGAUGGGGAUUGCGCUGAGUAUCCCGUUACGCCCGGCCAGCCUCAUGGACUCGGCCCUAGCCAAAGCCCGGAAGAAGCACUUCGCCAACCGGGGGAUGCUGGAGUGCCGAACCCCCCUCAAGGAGAGGUUGAAGAUGUUCACCUCUACCGUUGGAGGGGCAGCCCUAUGGUAUUCCUCGGCGGCCCCGCCGAGUCCCCAAGCACUAGGGGCUGUCAACAGCCUCCAGCUGGAGCUGGUCUCCAGGAUGGCAGGGUUCAGAAGGAGGAGUAGCGAAACAUGGCUCGAGUUCCACACCAGGAGCCGCAGAGCCGCCAGGCAACUCCUCGUCAGCCACGAACAGCCACGGUGGAGCACGCUGUGGCUACAGAGGUACUGGAACUACAAAGGGCACGUAGCAAGAGGCAAUGCCCGUGAACAGCCGCCGGCAAGCAGUGUCAUUGAUGGUUUCCGCACGUACCAGUGGUGGAAACAGCAGCAGAGAUUGGCAGAGGGGCUCCGGCACCCUGCCUCCUUCUACCCCUACCUCUCCAACGACGAGCUCAGGCUUAACAGAGCAGCACGAUGCGAGGACUGGCGCCAACUUGCAAUGGACCCAGUUGCAUGGCGCCAGGCUGAAGCAGAAUGGCUGCGAAGAGAGGACGUCUCUUGGACCAGAGGACGACAGCUCGCCCUCACCGGGGGAGCGCCACUCACACCCAGCACUCACCCAUCACUGGCGAUCAGGGAGAGCGGGGACGAAUGA